This is a messenger RNA of Conger conger (European conger), 24598 nucleotides long. RefSeq names its product obscurin, cytoskeletal calmodulin and titin-interacting RhoGEF b (gene obscnb). The transcript is spliced from 102 exons. Gene Ontology annotation, molecular function: protein binding; guanyl-nucleotide exchange factor activity. NCBI's taxonomy places the organism in Eukaryota, Metazoa, Chordata, Actinopteri, Anguilliformes, Congridae. The record is from RefSeq and is a predicted model, not a curated record. Bases 260 to 23221 code for a protein of 7653 amino acids.
GCAUCAUGCGGUACCAAAGGAGGAAAGGGAGAAUAGCGUAGACAACCCGCUGCAGGGUAUUGGGGGAUAUCGCACUAUACCGGGCAAACGAUUUUCUCAGGAAAUUUACCUGCAAUUUCGUCAUUCGCUGAGGAUUUUUGUGAACUAAAUCAACGCUUGGAUAUAUUGUUAGGAUUGCGGAACUUCUAGCCAGGCUUCCUCAUGAUGAUAAAGCGUCUGUUUUACCUGUGAAACGCUAAAGUAAAAGAGCAGUGACCAGAUGGAUCAGAACUUGUUUGGAGGAGUGCCCCGGUUCCUGACCCGGCCGAAGGCCUUUUCAGUGUCCGUCGGCCGAGAUGCUACACUCAGCUGCACGAUCGUGGGUAAUCCGCUGCCAGUGGUCACCUGGGAGAAGGAGAAGCUACGUCUGACCUCUGGGGGGCGUUUCAAGACGGUGGAAGAUGGGGACACAUACCGCCUCACAAUCUAUGACUUGAAUCUGGAGGACAGCGGCCAGUACAUGUGCCGGGCCAAGAACAAUGUCGGAGAGGCCUACGCUGCCGUCACCCUCAAGGUGGCCCUGCCGGAGCAGAUUGUGGAUCGGGCCCCCUUGUUCUUGGCCAAGCCCGUCUCUGCCAGGGUUGGCCUGGGGGAGGAUGUCACCUUCCAGUGUCGGGUGGCGGCUCACCCAGAACCCACCUUCGACUGGGAGAAGGACGGACGCUACGUGGGUGAGUCCAACCGUGUGCAGGUCAGUUCAGACAGCGAGGGAAGCUCCCUGAGGAUCAAGUGUGUCCGCAGCCUGGACAGUGGGACUUACACCUGCCGGGCCCAGAACUCAGUGGGCCGAUCCCAGGCUGCCGCUGCCCUUGUGGUGGAGCUCCAGGGCGCCCGGCAGCUCAAUGAGAAGAGCACCUCCCUCCUCUCACACCUGCAGAAGCGCAAGGAGGAGAUGUGCAAGGACAUCACCGUAUACCGCACAACAGAGGCUAUCUCCUCCGGCUCCUCCUCCAUCAUAUCCAAGACCGCCGAGGGGCUGACCCUGACCCAGGACCAUGACCGCAUAGCCGCCCUGGCUGGGAAGCUGCCUAAGGGUGUGUUCACCCGUACCUGCACCGUGACUGAGGGCAAGCACGCCAAGCUCAGCUGCUUCGUCACCGGCCGCCCCAAGCCUCACAUCAUCUGGAGGAAGGAUGGGACCAACAUCGCAGAGGGUCGUAGGCAUGUGAUGUAUGAGGACCAGGCUGAGAACUUCAUCCUAAAGGUCCUGUACUGCAAGCAGACCGACAACGGCCUCUACACCUGCAAUGCCUCCAACCUGGCUGGGCAGACAUACAGCGCUGUGCUGGUGACUGUUAAAGAACCUAAGGUUCCCUUCAGGACAAAGCUGCAGGAUGUGGAGGUGAGGGAGAAGGAGACGGCCAUGAUGAUGUGCGAGGUGCCCGUCCCGGCCACCAAGGCCAGCUGGUUCAUGGAGGAGACACGGCUGGAGGAGAGCGAAAAGUACCGCAUCGAGGAGGAGGGCACCCUGCGUCGGCUCACCAUCCGCAACGUCAACACCAACGACGAUGCCGUCUAUAUCUGCGAGAUGAAGGAGGGCAGCCGCACUGUGGCCGAGCUCACUGUCUUAGGCAAGAUCACCAAGAAGCUCCCGCGGAAGACGGUGGUUCCGGUUAGCGACACGGUCCUCUUCUGUGUGGAGCUGGAGGAGCCGUGCGAGGGGGCCUACUGGACCAGGAAAGGCGAGCGGCUGAAGGAGGAUGCCCGCGUGUCCAUCGCGUGCGUUGGCAGGCAGUACACCCUGACCAUCCGUGACUGCCAUGCCGAAGACUCUGGAGAGGUUGCCUUUGUGGCCGGGGACUGCAAAACAUCUACGCAAUUCUCUGUCACUGCUCCAAGAAAGCACCCUCCAGAGCCCCCAGUCAACCCUGUGGUGAGGAACAAGACCAGCUAUUCGCUUGUGUUGUGCUGGUCACCACCAGACACCGACCGGCCAGUGCCCAUCUCUGGCUAUGUGGUGGAGAAGAAGAAGUUGGGUGCCCAGACUUGGGUGAAGUGUCACAGCACUCUGAUCAUAUCCGGCACUGAGUUCAUGGUCAGUGGGAUCACUGAGGAGGCCAGCUACCAAUUCCGCAUUACCGCCGUGAACGACUUCGGCCAGAGCCCUUGUUUGGAAGUGCCUGGAACCUUCUACCUCGAGCCCACUGGGGAGCUGAAGUCUGGCCUGGUGAACAGCACUGCCACGGAGGGCGAGGAGGCCUCCUUCAACGUGGAGCUGUCGGCCGUCUGCUCGGGCUCCUGGUCGCUGAACGGUCGCGUCCUGCGGAGCGGCGAGGAGUACCUCAUCACCCGCAACAAGACCACCCACACGCUGCUUAUCCGCCGUGUCUGCCAGGAGCUCCACGGGACCACGCUGCUGUUCACAGGCGGCGGUGCAGAGAGCGUGUGCACGCUCAGUGUGAAGGCGGCCCCAGCACGGUUCACCAAUAAAUCAGCAGAGACAGAGGUGGUGAGCUGUGACGCAGGUUCCUCUGCGCAGCUACGCACAGAAGUGUCGGACUCCAAGAUCUCGGUAGUCUGGAUGAAGGCUGGCAGGGAACUGAAGUUGGGUAAGAAGUAUGAGAGUGUGUGCUCGGACUGCACGCGCCUGCUCAUGGUCCACAACAUGACUCAAGAGGACGUGGGCACCUACGAGUGCGUCUGCGAUGGAGACCGAAUGUCCAUUCAGCUUGCUCUUAAAGCAGAGGAACCAAGCAAGUUAGUGAACCAGCUCAAGGGCGGCAGCACGGUUAAAUCCCAGCUCUUGGGGGAUCUGGAGCUCAGCUGUGAGGUGCCGUCUCCUGCCAGUGUAGUGGUCUGGAAGAAGGAUCAGGUGGAGUUGAAGGAGGACCAGAGAACCACCUUCAUAUCACAGGGAACAAUGCGCAAGCUUCGGAUAAAGCGGGUCAACAAGGAUGAUGAGGGCUUGUACACCUGCGAGUCCACAGGUGGCAAAAUGUCAUUCAACGUCAAGGUUAAGGAAGCAAAGUCAAUGCUUUUGAAGAAGGCGAUGACAAAGACCGAGUUCUCCUCAUCUUGUGGAGAGACUGUGGUCUUGUCCUGUGAUGUGAACCAGGCUAGUGCUAAGGGGAAGUGGCUCAAGAUGGGACAGGAAGUGAAGCUAGGCACAGACGCUGUAGCUGAAGCAGAAGGAACAACCAGAAAGCUGAUUCUGAAGAACACAAAACUUGAGGAUGCUGGCGCAUACUCGUAUAAACUCCCAGAUGAUGAGAUAGUUUUCAAUGUGAACAUCAAAGAAACCAAGCCUGUGUUUGCAAACACGGAUUCUGUACAAAAGGUGGUAAAAGCCAUUCUCUCUGAGAAAGCCACUCUGAGCUGUGAGGUGUCCGAUGCUCAGACUGAGGUAAAAUGGUACAAGGAGGGCAAACUUCUGAGCUCAAGUAGGAAGAUCCAUGUGGAGUCAAAGGGCAAGAGCCGCCAGCUGGUGUUUGACAGCGUGGAGAAGAAGGAUGCUGGGGAGUACACCUGUGAGGCUGGAGCAGAGAAGCUGGUCUUUAAGGUUCAGGUGGAAGAAAUCAAGGCUGCAUUUGCAAACACUGAGUCUAUACAAAAGGUGGUAAAAGCCAUUCUCUCUGAGAAAGCCACACUGAGCUGUGAGGUGUCCGAUGCUCAGACUGAGGUGAAAUGGUACAAGGAGGGCAAACUGCUGAGCUCAAGCAGGAAGAUCCAUGUGGAGUCAAAGGGCAAGAGCCGCCAGCUGGUGUUUGACAGUGUGGAGAAGAAGGAUGCUGGGGAGUACACCUGUGAGGUUGGAGCAGAGAAGCUGGUCUUUAAGGUUCAGGUGGAAGAAACCAAGCCUGUGUUUGCAAACACGGAUUCUGUACAAAAGGUGGUAAAAGCAAUUCUCUCUGAAAAAGCCACACUGAGUUGUGAGGUAUCUGAUGCUCAGACUGAGGUGAAAUGGUACAAGGAGGGCAAACUUCUGAGCUCAAGCAGGAAGAUCCAUGUGGAGUCAAAGGGCAAGAGCCGCCAGCUGGUGUUUGACAGCGUGGAGAAGAAGGAUGCUGGGGAGUACAUCUGUGAGGCUGGAGCAGAGAAGCUGGUCUUUAAGGUUCAGGUGGAAGAAACCAAGCCUGUGUUUGCAAACACGGAUUCUGUACAAAAGCUGGUAAAAGCCGUUCUCUCUGAGAAAGCCACUCUGAGUUGUGAGAUGUCUGAUGCUCAGACUGAGGUGAAAUGGUACAAGGAGGGCAAACUGCUGAGCUCAAGCAGGAAGAUCCAUGUGGAGUCAAAGGGCAAGAGCCGCCAGCUGGUGUUUGACAGCGUGGAGAAGAAGGAUGCUGGGGAGUACACCUGUGAAGUGGGAGCAGAGAAGCUGGUCUUUAAGGUUCAGGUGGAAGAAACCAAGCCUGUGUUUGCAAACACGGAUUCUGUACAAAAGCUGGUAACAGCCAUUCUCUCUGAGAAAGCCACUCUGAGCUGUGAGGUAUCUGAUGCUCAGACUGAGGUGAAAUGGUACAAGGAGGGCAAACUUCUGAGCUCAAGCAGGAAGAUCCAUGUGGAGUCAAAGGGCAAGAGCCGCCAGCUGGUGUUUGACAGCGUGGAGAAAAAGGAUGCUGGGGAGUACACCUGUGAAGUGGGAGCAGAGAAGCUGGUCUAUAAGGUUCAGGUGGAAGAAACCAAGCCUGUGUUUGCAAACACGGAUUCUGUACAAAAGCUGGUAACAGCCAUUCUCUCUGAGAAAGCCACUCUGAGCUGUGAGGUAUCUGAUGCUCAGACUGAGGUGAAAUGGUACAAGGAGGGCAAACUUCUGAGCUCAAGCAGGAAGAUCCAUGUGGAGUCAAAGGGCAAGAGCCGCCAGCUGGUGUUUGACAGCGUGGAGAAAAAGGAUGCUGGGGAGUACACCUGUGAAGUGGGAGCAGAGAAGCUGGUCUAUAAGGUUCAGGUGGAAGAAACCAAGCCUGUGUUUGCAAACACGGAUUCUGUACAAAAGCUGGUAACAGCCAUUCUCUCUGAGAAAGCCACUCUGAGCUGUGAGGUAUCUGAUGCUCAGACUGAGGUGAAAUGGUACAAGGAGGGCAAACUUCUGAGCUCAAGCAGGAAGAUCCAUGUGGAGUCAAAGGGCAAGAGCCGCCAGCUGGUGUUUGACAGCGUGGAGAAAAAGGAUGCUGGGGAGUACACCUGUGAAGUGGGAGCAGAGAAGCUGGUCUAUAAGGUUCAGGUGGAAGAAACCAAGCCUGUGUUUGCAAACACGGAUUCUGUACAAAAGCUGGUAACAGCCAUUCUCUCUGAGAAAGCCACUCUGAGCUGUGAGGUAUCUGAUGCUCAGACUGAGGUGAAAUGGUACAAGGAGGGCAAACUUCUGAGCUCAAGCAGGAAGAUCCAUGUGGAGUCAAAGGGCAAGAGCCGCCAGCUGGUGUUUGACAGCGUGGAGAAGAAGGAUGCUGGGGAGUACACCUGUGAAGUGGGAGCAGAGAAGCUGGUCUUUAAGGUUCAGGUAGCAGAAAUCAAGCCUGCAUUUGCAAACAAGGAGUCUGUACAGAAGGAGGUAAAAGCCAUUCUCUCUGAGAAAGCCACUCUGAGCUGUGAGGUGUCUGACACUCAGACUGAGGUGAAAUGGUACAAGGAGGGCAAACUGCUGAGCUCAAGCAGGAAGAUCCAUGUGGAGUCAAAGGGCAAGAGCCGCCAGCUGGUGUUUGACAGCGUGGAGAAGAAGGAUGCUGGGGAGUACACCUGUGAGGCUGGAGCAGAGAAGCUGGUCUUUAAGAUUCAAGUGGAAGAACGCCCGGCUGCAUUUGCAAACAAGGAUUCUGUACAGAAGGAGGUAAAAGCCGUUCUCUCUGAGAAAGCCUCACUGAGCUGUGAGGUAUCUGAUGCUCAGACUGAGGUAAAAUGGUACAAGGAGGGCAAACUGCUGAGCUCAAGCAGGAAGAUCCAUGUGGAGUCAAAGGGCAAGAGCCGCCAGCUGGUGUUUGACAGUGUUGAGAAGAUGGACGCUGGGGAGUACACCUGUGAGGUUGGAGCAGAGAAGCUGGUCUUUAAGAUUCAGGUGGAAGAAUCCAGUAAAUUCCAGAAGAAGUCUGCCAUGCAGGACACAGUGAUGGUUCAGGAGAGUGAGAAUAUUAUCCUGGCCACAGAGCUGGUGUCAGAGAGCAUUGCAGUAAGAUGGUUCAGGGAUGGUGUGGAGCUGAAGGAAAGCAAUCAGUAUGAAACAAAGAAGGAGGGUCUGUCUUGCACCCUAGUGGUGAAGUCUGCUGAAGUUAAAGACAGUGGUACCUACUCCUGCCAGACGGUUGACGACAAGCUUGAAUUCAAUGUUCAGGUCAAAGAGCGUCCCUUGAAGUUCUUGGUGAAGCUGGAGCCGGUAACUGUAGAGCUGGGUGGCACCCUGACUCUCACCUGUGAGCUGAACCGGGCCAAAGGGGAUGUGUUGUGGCGCCACAGCGGCACUGAGGUCAAGCCCAGCCUCAAGUUCCGCAUCAGCACAGAUGGUGCCAAGCGGGUCCUGACCGUGACAGGGGUGGCCAAGGAAGACGAGGGCGACUACAUCUGCGAGUGCAGGGAUGACAAGACCUCUGCCAAGGUCUCCACUAAAGCUCCUCGGCUUGUGAGGUUCACAGGCAAGCUUAACAACGUAGCAGCGAUGGAAGGGAAGGACGCUAUCUUCAAGUGCAGUGUGUCCCCGGCUGAUGUGAAGGUGAAGUGGCUCCGCAAUGGCAUGGCUGUCUCCACUGGGCCAAAGUUCAAGAUCACACAGGAUGGGGCCAGCCACUCACUCACCAUUACCUCUGUCAGCCUGGAGGAUGCCUGCGAAAUCAGCGCUGAUGCCGAGGGAAAAACCUCCAAAGCCAAUCUUCAAGUGCAGCAGGUGCCUGUGACCUUCAGCAAGAAGCUGGAGAACAGCACGGCACAGGAGCAGCAGGACGUGCGAAUGGAGGUGGAGCUCAGCAAGCCCUCAGCUGAGGUCAAGUGGAUGAAGAACAGCGUGGUAGUGCAGCCUGGUGGGAACAUGGAGAUCAUUGUUGAUGGGGCCCGGCAGACCCUUGUCCUGAAAAAAGUUACUUAUGCUGACCGCGGGUACUACUCUUGCGAGACUCUGGAUGACAAGACCCAAGCCAAGCUUACAGUGGAAAUGAAGAAAAUCCUGGUUGUGAAGGGGCUUCAGGAGGUGAAGGCACAUGAGAAGGACACAGUGACUUUUGAGGUGGAGUUGAACCAUCCUGAUGUUGAGGGCUUCUGGACCAACGAUGGAAUCAAGCUGAAAGCAGGGUCAAGUUGCCGCAUGACCACACGGGGCAAGAAGCAUGCCCUCACCCUGUCCAACCUCAAGAUGGAGGACGCGGGGAUGAUCGUUUUCCAGGCUGAAGGGGUGCACACCUCCGGCAGACUCACUGUCACAGAGCCUGCAGUGAAGUUCACCAAACAGUUGGAGGAUAUCAAUUCCCCGGAGAAGGAAAAGGUCACUUUAGAGUGUGAGGUCUCCCGAGCCAAUGCAGAGGUCAAGUGGUUCAAGGAUGACGUUGAGCUGAAGCCAGGGAAGAAGCUUGGCAUUCACUCACAAGGCCUCAAGCGCAGCCUGCUGAUCCACAAGUGUGCUUACGAAGACCAAGGACUGUACCUCUGCAAUGCCACAGAUGACAAGACCUCAGCCAAGCUCAAAGUCCAUGCCCGAGACAUUCAAGUCGUGAAGAAGCUUGAGGACGUGGAGGUGAUGGAGAAGGAGACUGCAGCGUUUGUGUGUGAGAUCUCCCACGAUGAGGUGGAGGGCCAGUGGCACAAGAACAACAGCAAAAUUAAAGUUGGAGAUAACAUCAAGAUGAGACAAGAGGGUAGAACCUAUGUGCUACUGUUUAAGUCUGUGACAGUUGAAGAUGCUGCUGAAAUCAAAUUCACAGCAGAAAAGGCUGAAUCAACAGCUAAGUUGAAGGUUAAAGAGCUGCCUGUGCGGAUUGUCAAGAAGCUCCGGGACAAGAUCGCCAUGUAUAAGCACCGUGGCCACCUGGAGUGCCAAGUGUCUCGGCCCAGCGCCAAGGUCAAGUGGUACAAGAACAAGAAGGAGCUGAAACCCAGCACGAAGCACGAGAUCUCAAGCGAAGGCAUCUACAGGAAGCUAACCAUCAACAAUGUGGACUCUGCUGAUGAGGACACCUACACCUGUGAUGCCGGCGAUGACCAGACCUCCUGCAAACUGCUCGUGGAGGAGCAAGCCAUUAGCAUUGUGCGACAGCUGAGUGCGGUGGAGGUGACGGAGCCUGCCUCAGCGCGCUUUGAGGUGGAGAUCAGCAUAGCAGCAGUGAAGCCGCCCAAGUGGACUCUGAGCGGAGAGCCACUCACGAGCGGCGCAAACGUGGAAAUAGACCACGAGGGCGCGGUGCACACCCUGACCCUCAAGAAGACCAAGCCUGCCAUGUCCGGCCCCGUGCAGUUCACGGCUGGGAAGAGCAAGUCUGUGGCCCAACUCACUGUGAAAGAGCGCCCCCUGGAGGUUGUACAUCCAUUAAAAGAUACAACAUCUAAGGAGAAAGAGUCAGUCACUCUCAGCUGCAAGUUUUCAGCCCCACCAAAGGAGGUAUGCUGGUUCAAAAGUGAAACGGCCCUGGAGAGCUCUGGCAAGUACAGCAUGAAGCAGGACCAGAGCCGCAUGGAGCUGACCAUCCACAACCUGUCCGGAGGGGAUUCCGGGGAAUACCGCUGUGUGGUCGGAGCCUCAGAGAGCAAGGCUACUCUCACUGUGCAAGUCCGGGAUGUGAAGUUCACCAAGCACCUGCAGGACCUAGAGGUGGAGGAGGACUCUGAUGCCACGCUCACCUGUGAGGCAAACUAUGCUGACGAGGAGGUGCAGUGGCUGCUGAACGGAACGCCGCUCUGUACCAACGACGUCAACGAGAUUCGACACGUAGGCAAGGCCCACACCCUCACCCUCAAAAACCUGGCUCCCCACGAUGGAGGGACCAUCACCGUCACUGUUCGGGAAAUCAGCGAAUCUGCCACCCUCAAGGUCAAAGAGAAGCUGGCAGUGUUUCUGAAGUCCCUGGACGAUGUGGUGGGAGAGGAGAAGGGGACAGUCACCUUGAAGUGUGAGGCAUCCAAGCCUAGAGUCUCCCCAGUGUGGAAGAAAGAUGGUGUGGUCCUGGCAGCCAGUGACAAGUACGAGCUGCUGCACUCUGGGAAGUCUCUGGGACUGACCAUUCAUGACCUCACCCAGGAUGACGCGGGAGAGUACACAUGCGAUCUCGGCACCGAUCUGGCCAAGUCCAAAGUCACUGUGCAAGACUUGACCAUUGGCAUCACCAAACGUCUGAAAACGGCAGAAGUGAGGGAGGGUGAGCCCUGCAGCUUUGAGUGCAUCCUGUCCCGUGAGAGCACAGAGGAGUGCUCCUGGACUGUGAAUGGUCAGAAUGUGGUCAACGGCGGCCGCUUCCAGGUUUCCAGCAAGGGUCGCAAAUACACACUGAAUAUUCAAGACGUGUCCGCCAGCGACGUUGGGGAGAUAGUCUUCACCAUCAAGAACCUGACCUCCAAGACAACGCUGUCUGUCAAAGGGAAGGCCGUCAAAGUGAGCAGGGAGCUGCAGGACACGUGUGUGGCCCCAGGAGAGGACGCCGAGUUCACCUGUGAGGUCACGCAGCCCGGGGCCCCCAUCAAGUGGUCCAAAGACGGGAAGGCCAUCCGAAGGAGCAAUAAGUAUGACAUCAGCCAGGACGGCUGCCUCGCCAAGCUGCUCAUCCACAGCACCACCACCAGGGACUCUGGGGAGUACUCCUGCGAGGUGGACAGUGCAGCCAGCACUAGGGCCAAACUGGAAGUCAAAGAGCUGGACCUGCACUUCAGCAAGCCGCUGCAGGAUGCCGAGGCAGAGGAGAAAGGCACGGUUACGCUGGAGUGCGAGACGGCCAGCCCCGCCGCCAGGGUUACCUGGCUGAAGGGGAUGGCGGAGCUGCGAGCGGGCGAGAGGUAUGAGAUGAAGAAGCAGGGCACCCUCCUCUCCCUCACCAUCAAGGAGCUGCAGAAAAGUGACAGUGACGCCUACUGCUGCGACGUGGGGACCGCCCAGAGCAGGGCCAGGCUGACGGUGCAAGAAAGACCCAUCUCUAUUACCAAAGAGCUGAAGGACUGUGAGGCUAAAGAAGGAGAGGACUUGGUCCUGUCGUGUCAGACCUCAAAGAGCUGCGAUGUCCAGUGGUACAAGGAUGGGAUCUUGAUACAGGACACCUCCAAGCGCCAGACCAUUCGAUCGGACACCAAGGCUACACUGACCAUCCGCGGGGUGGGGGAGAGGGAUGCGGGCACGUACAAGUGUGAAGCCGGAGGAGCCAAAACCGAGGCCCGGGUAACCGUGAAGGCUCUUCCGGCUGAGUUUGUACAAAAGCUGAAGAACCAGCAGGCCACAGAGGGAGGAAGUAUUACCCUGUGCUGUGAGUUCUCCAAACCUCAAGCACAGGCACAGUGGAAGAAGGGAGCCCAUGUGUUAACAUCUGGAGACAGAUACAACAUAAAGCAGAGUGAUAAAACCUUUGAGCUGAAGAUCAGCAGAGUGAAGCCAGAAGACUCUGGAGACUACAGCUGUGAAUGUGAAGACCAAAAGACUAUAGCAAACAUCAUCGUCGAUGCGGUCCCUGUCACCUUCAAGAAAGAGCUGAAGAACCAGGAGGGUGAGGAGGGGACCAGUGUAACCCUGCACUGUGAGCUCUCUAAACCUGGAGCCUCAGUGGAGUGGAGGAAGGGAAGAGAGGUGCUGAAGUCGGGAGACAAAUAUAAGAUGAAGCAGAAGGACUCUUCCGUAGAGAUGAAGAUCUGCAAUCUGAAAACUGAAGACUCUGGAGACUACAGCUGUAGCUGUGGAGACCGCAGGACUACAGCCAGUGUCAGUGUCAAGGCAUUGCCCAUCACAUUCAUUCGAGAGCUGAAAAACCAGGAGUGUGAUGAGGAGGGUAGCGUAACCCUGCACUGUGAGCUCUCUAAACCUGGAGCCUCCGUGGAGUGGAGGAAGGGAAGAGAGGUGCUGAAGUCUGGAGACAAAUAUAAGAUGAAGCAGAAGGACUCUUCUGUAGAGAUGAAGAUCUGCAAUCUGAAAACUGAAGACUCUGGAGACUACAGUUGUACCUGUGGAGACCGCAGGACUACAGCCAGCAUCAGUGUCAAGGCAUUGCCCAUCACAUUCACACGAGAGCUGAAAAACCAGGAGUGUGAUGAGGAGGGUAGCGUAACCCUGCACUGUGAGCUCUCUAAACCUGGAGCCUCAGUGGAGUGGAGGAAGGGAAGAGAGGUUCUGAAGUCUGGAGACAAAUACAAGAUGAAGCAGAAGGACUCUUCUGUAGAGAUGAAGAUCUGCAAUCUGAAAACUGAAGACUCUGGAGACUACAGCUGUAGCUGUGGAGACCGCAGGACUACAGCCAGUGUCAGUGUCAAGGCAUUGCCCAUCACAUUCAUUCGAGAGCUGAAAAACCAGGAGUGUGAUGAGGAGGGUAGCGUAACCCUGCACUGUGAGCUCUCUAAACCUGGAGCCUCCGUGGAGUGGAGGAAGGGAAGAGAGGUGCUGAAGUCUGGAGACAAAUAUAAGAUGAAGCAGAAGGACUCUUCUGUAGAGAUGAAGAUCUGCAAUCUGAAAACUGAAGACUCUGGAGACUACAGCUGUAGCUGUGGAGACCGCAGGACUACAGCCAGUGUCAGUGUCAAGGCAUUGCCCAUCACAUUCAUUCGAGAGCUGAAAAACCAGGAGUGUGAUGAGGAGGGUAGCGUAACCCUGCACUGUGAGCUCUCUAAACCUGUAGCCUCAGUGGAGUGGAGGAAGGGAAGAGAGGUGCUGAAGUCUGGAGACAAAUAUAAGAUGAAGCAGAAGGACUCUUCUUUAGAACUGAAGAUCUGCAAUCUGAAGCCUGAAGACUCUGGAGACUACACCUGUGCCUGUGGAGACCGCAGGACUACAGCCAGUGUCAGUGUCAAGGCAUUGCCCAUCACAUUCACUCGAGAGCUGAAAAACCAGGAGUGUGAUGAGGAGGGUAGCGUAACCCUGCACUGUGAGCUCUCUAAACCUGGAGCCUCAGUGGAGUGGAGGAAGGGAAGAGAGGUUCUGAAGUCUGGAGACAAAUAUAAGAUGAAGCAGAAGGACUCUUCUGUAGAGCUGAAGAUCUGCAAUCUGAAAACUGAAGACUCUGGAGACUACAGUUGUAGCUGUGGAGACUGCAGGACUACAGCCAGCGUCAGUGUCAAGGCAUUGCCCAUCACAUUCAUUCGAGAGCUGAAAAACCAGGAGUGUGAUGAGGAGGGUAGCGUAACCCUGCACUGUGAGCUCUCUAAACCUGGAGCCUCAGUGGAGUGGAGGAAGGGAAGAGAGGUGCUGAAGUCUGGAGACAAAUAUAAGAUGAAGCAGAAGGACUCUUCUGUAGAGCUGAAGAUCUGCAAUCUGAAGCCUGAAGACUCUGGAGACUACACCUGUGCCUGUGGAGACCGCAGGACUACAGCCAGUGUCAGUGUCAAGGCCACUGAAAUAGCUGCCGUUCCAGUCACUUCUGAACAAAAAGUGAGUCUGCCGUCCAGAGAUGAUGGACAGGUUGAAGAGGCCCCAGUUCUUCCAGUUACAUCCAUUGAAAAACGUGAAGAGAAGGAUACCACACAGGCUGGAGAUGCCCAUGCUGCUGAGGUUGUUCCAGUCCCAUCUCAACAAGAGGCCCAGAGUCUGGAGUCUAAAGAUGAGGGACAGGUUGAUGCCCCUGAGCCAGUUCUCCCAGAGCUUGAGACCAAACCGAAGGACCAACCUGAUGCUGCUGAGGUUGUUCCAGUCCCAUCUCAACAAGAGGUCCAGAGUCUGGAGUCUAAAGAUGAGGGACAGGUCGAUGCCUCUGAGCCAGUUCUCCCAGAGCUUGAGACCAAACCGAAGGACCAACCUGAUGCUGCUGAGGUUGUUCCAGUCCCAUCUCAACAAGAGGUCCAGAGUCUGGAGUCUAAAGAUGAGGGACAGGUUGAUGCUGCUGAGGUUGUUCCAGUCCCAUCUCAACAAGAGGUCCAGAGUCUGGAGUCUAAAGAUGAGGGACAGGUUGAUGCCCCUGAGCCAGUUCUCCCAGAGCUUGAGACCAAACCGAAGGACCAACCUGAUGCUGCUGAGGUUGUUCCAGUCCCAUCUCAACAAGAGGUCCAGAGUCUGGAGACUAAAGAUGAGGGACAGGUUGAUGCCCCUGAGCCAGUUCUCCCAGAGCUUGAGACCAAACCGAAGGACCAACCUGAUGCUGCUGAGGUUGUUCCAGUCCCAUCUCAACAAGAGGUCCAGAGUCUGGAGACUAAAGAUGAGGGACAGGUUGAUGCCCCUGAGCCAGUUCUCCCAGAGCUUGAGACCAAACCGAAGGACCAACCUGAUGCUGCUGAGGUUGUUCCAGUCCCAUCUCAACAAGAGGUCCAGAGUCUGGAGUCUAAAGAUGAGGGACAGGUUGAUGCCCCUGAGCCAGUUCUCCCAGAGCUUGAGACCAAACCGAAGGACCAACCUGAUGCCAUCCCAGUGACUUUCAUAAAAGAGCUGCAGGACCAGGAGUGCGAGGAGGGGGGCAGCGUAACACUGAGGGCUGAGCUCUCUAAACCUGGAGCACCAGUAGAGUGGAGGAAGAGGGGUGUGGUCCUACAGUCCGGAGACAAAUACCAAAUCAGGCAGGACGGAACAGUGGUGGAGCUGUUAGUCCUCAAUCUGAAGAUGGAGGAUAUGGGCGACUAUAUCUGUGAUGCUGGGGAGAAUGUAAACGUCGCGUCUCUGAUGGUCAACGCUCUCCCCGUCAUGUUCAAACAAGAGCUGCGGGACCAAGAGGCCAAAGAAGGUGGCAGCAUCACCCUGAGCUGUCAGCUCUCUAAGCCUGAAGCCCCAUUAGAGUGGAGGAAGGGGGGUAUGGACUUAUGUCCCUGUGCCAAGUACGAAAUGAGCCGAGAGGGCUGCAGGGCCCAGUUAGUUAUCCACAGUGUAGAUCCAGAGGACUCUGGUGACUACACGUGUGAUGCUGGAGACCGGCAGAGCACUGCUCACCUCACCGUAAAGGCCCUGCCCGUAUUUUUCAGUACCCAGCUGGAAAGCCUGGAGCUAGAGGCUGGGGACACUGCCACAUUCCGCUGCGAGGUCACCAAACCCGGCGCCAUGGUGACCUGGAAGAAGGGAGACAGGGUCUUGGAGUCCAGUGAUAAGUACCAAGUAAAGCAGGAGGGUGCUGUUGUGGAGCUGGUCAUCUACAAACUGCAUGGUGCAGACUCCGGGGAGUACACCUGUGACACUGGAGACCAGAAGAGCCCCGCUGUGCUCAUUGUGCAGGAGCGGGAAGUGGUCAUCAUCAAAGGUCUAAAGAACCUUGCGGUACACGAGGAGGAUGAUGCACUGUUUGAGUGCCACCUCUCCCACGACAACGCACCUCAGGUCCAGUGGAUGCUACAGGGCGUACCGCUUCAGAGCAACGAGAUGAAUGAUAUUGGGGUUGUGGGCCGGGUACACACCCUAAUCCUUCGGAGUGUCACUCAGCAAGACUCUGGCACCGUGGCCUUCAGCGUUGGACCCCACACCUCAUCUGCUGAGCUCAUGGUGAGAGCUGCCAGUGUGCUCUUUACCAGCGUGCUCCAGAACCAGGAAGCUGAGGAAGGGGACACUGUCACUCUCCACUACGAGCUCCCCAUGCCCGGAGCUACAGUGGAGUGGAGGAAGGGCGACGUUGCCCUGACCCUCGGGCCCAAGUUUCAAAUGAAUGUGGAGGGCUCACAGGCCAAGCUAGUCGUCAAUAGCCUGACUCUACAGGACUCAGGAGAUUACACUUGCUACACAGGAGACCAGCAGGCCACUGCCUCUGUCAUGGUCAAAGCGGCCCCUGUGCUGUUCGAUAAUUACCUGGAGAGCCAAGAGGCCAACGAAGGGGAAGACGCCUAUCUUCGCUGCGCAAUCUCCAAUCCUACUGCCACCGUCACCUGGAGAAAGGGCUCGGUUGUGCUCUCCCGGGGGGUGAAGUACUCCAUGCAGGAGAAGGGCACCGAGCGCAUCCUGGUCAUCCACAAGCUGAAGCCAGAGGACGCCGGCGAGUACACCUGUGAUGCGGGGAAGAGCACGAGCACCGCCACCCUCACUGUGAAAGAGCAUGUGCGGAUCACGGUGGGACUUCGAGACAUGACUGUCACAACCGGGGAGGAUGCUUGCUUCGAGUGCACUUUGUCCCACCUGGGGGUGACAGAGGGAGAGUGGUGGCUCGACUCCAACAACCUGCAGAACAACGACCUGAACCAGAUGAGCUGUGAGGGCUACCAGCAGCGGCUGGUGCUGAAGAUGGUCACGCCGGAUGAGUCGGGCACUGUGGCCUACGUGGUGGGCGGGGAGACGUCCACCGCCCAACUACUGGUGCAGGAGAAGCCAGAGCCCCCCACCUCCUUCCUGCAGGAGCUGGAGAAUCAACAGGCGGAGGAAGGGGACAGCAUCGCCCUGCGCUGCGAGAUCUCCAGGACUGGAGCCUCGGUGGAGUGGAGGAAGGGGGGUGUGGUGCUGCAGCCCAGCAGGAAGUACGAGAUGAGGCAGGAAGGCUCUGUCCUGGAGCUGUGCAUCCACGACUUGGAGAGCGAGGACAACGGCUACUACACCUGCGAUGUAGGGGACCAGCUGACCACAGCAUCGGUCACAGUGCAAGAGCGAGAGGCACAGAUAGUGUGCGCAUUAAAGAACACGGACGUCUUUGUCGGGGAGAGGGCCGAGUUCUCCUGCCAGCUGUCCCGCAGGCCCACUCGGCCAGUGCAGUGGCGGCUGGACGGCACCGUACUACGGCAGAGCAGCUUCAGUGAUAUCGGGCAAGGCCUGGCCAACGUGCACACGCUCGUCCUAAAGAACCUGGCCUCCAACGACUCGGGAACCGUCACUUUCAAAGUCGGGAGCCUGGUGUCCACCGCCAAGCUGUUAGUCAAAGAUCCCACAGUAGAAGUGGUCAGCGCCAUGGAGGACCUGAGAGUGGUGGAGGACCAGCCGGCUGAGUUCAUCUGCCAGUACUCGCGGCCGGUCAAGGCAGUGUGGAAGAGGGACGGGCUCCCGCUGCAGCCUGAUGGCCAGCGGGUGCUGGUGGAGCAGGACUGGAACGUGGCCCGGCUGCACAUCAGCCGCGUGUCCGCGCAGGACAGUGGACAGUACUCCUGCGAGGCAGAGGGGACCUGUGUGGUGGCCCUCUUGGAGGUGCAAGCCAAGCCCAUCGACAUUGUCCAGGGUCUGGAGAACAUGGAAACCUUCGAUGGUGGGGAAGCUCUGUUCGAGUGCUCACUGUCCCGGCCUGAGAACCAGAACUUCCGCUGGCUUGUCGAUGACAAGCCAGUGAAGGAAUCACCAAGCAGGGAGAUCGUCUCCUUUGAGAGUGGCCGGCGACACCUCCUGCUGCUCAAGGAUCUGCACGCUGGAGACAACUGCAGGGUCACCUUCAUGGCCGGCGACGCCGUAUCCUCCGCCUUCCUGACAGUCAAAGGCUGGCAGCUCAAUGUCGUGAAGCACCUUGAGGAUAAGCAGGCAGCUGUGGGAGAGCAGGUGGAGUUCAGCUGUGCCCUAAGCGAGGCGGUGCCAAUCAACGAGGUUGCCUGGUACGCCAAUGGCACAGAGCUCCGCCCAGAUGACAUCUGGGACAUGCAGGCAGACAAACGCAUUUACCGCCUCAUCCUGAAGGAGGCCAGAGCCCAGCCCCCUCUGGAGAUCACUUUUGCCGCGCGUGACGCCAUCUCCAUAGCCAAGCUCACAGUCAUUGCUCUCCCUGACCCCCCUGAAGACCCGGAGGUGGUGAGUAGGAGCGAGCAAUCUGUGACGCUGUCCUGGUACACGCCCCUGAGCGAUGGGGGCAGCCCCAUCCUGGGGUACAAGGUGGAGAUGCGGCUGGCCGACAGCGCCCUCUGGCUGCCGUGUCACACAGAGCCUGUCUGCAGCACCGAGUUUGUGGUGGACAACCUCAUCCCUGGCACGGGGUACAGGUUUCGGGUGGCGGCCCAGAACCUGGCCGGUAUAGGGGAGCCUGUGCAACUGCCUGAUACUGUGCAGCUAGAAGUCCCAGUGACGGUAACUGAACAGCUGUCCAGCCCACCACCAGAGGUGGGCAAGCCGGCCCGCAUGGAGUGCCAGCUCUCCAGGGAGGACAGUUUGGUCACCUGGCUUAAGGACAGCCACGAGCUCGAUUUGGGGACGAAGUACCAGGCUCUCACAGAGGGGAUGAAACAGGUGCUGCUGAUCUCAGAGUUCCAGCCCAGCGACCAGGGCGUUUACACGUGCGUGGCCUCUGAUGAGGCAGAGACCUCGGUCAACUACUACCUGGAAGGAGCAGAUGUAUCUCAGAUAGUGGAGGAGGAGGGUGGCCAGCCCAGCCUGCCCCCAGAAGCUGCCAAAGAGGGAGAUUUGCACCUGCUGUGGGAGGCGCUGGCUACGAAACGCCGCAUGAGCCGUGAGCCCACACUGGACUCCAUCUCUGAGCUGCCAGAGGAGGACGGAAAGGAGUCAAAGGAGAGUGAGAAAGUGGAUAAGGAAGUGCAGAAGGUGGAGGUGAAGGAGAAAGCGAAGCCCGCUGAGCCUCUACCAAAGAAAGAGGUGGAGCCUAACUUGUACACCAGCUCAGAUGAUGAGGCCCCCUCCUUGGUGUCUUACCUCAAGAAGAGCAGCAAGUCCUCCAUCAGCGUCACUAGUGUUCAAGUCCAGACUACCUCCGCCGAGAAAAAGCUUUACCAGCUCUUCCAGAUGACGGAGGAAGUGCAGCAGACCCCAGCCAAACCCCCAGCUGAGGCCCCAGCUAAGCCCCCAGCCGAGGCCCCAGUCAAACCCCCAACCAAACCCCUGGCUGAGCCCCCAGUUAAACCCCCGGCUGAGCUCCCAGUUAAACCCGUGGCUGAGCCCCCAGUUAAACCCGUGGCUGUGCCCCCAGUUAAACCCGUGGCUGAGCCCCCAGUCGAGCCCCCAGCUAAGGAUGAAGACACAGAGAUGCUGGAUGCAGCUGUCAAGAUCCAGGCGGCCUUCAAGGGGUACAAAGCCCGUAAGGACAUGCGCCCCACCUUCAAGGACGUCUUCAAGGACCAGACCGCGGAGCCCGGUGGCACCAUCCACCUUGAGUGUGUGGCAGUGGGAAAGCCAGACAAAGUCCGCUGGCUGAAGGACGGCGUGGCUCUGGCGGACGGCAAGCACCACCACAUAGACAUCUACAAUGAUGGUACCUGCUCCCUGGUCAUCACCGGCAUCACCACUAAGGACACGGGUGCCUACACCUGCGAGGUGACCAACAAGUUUGGAGUGGUCACACACAGCGGAAAGGUGACAGUGGGUAGCCUGAGGGAGUCGUCUGGGCGGCGCCCGCUGCAGCUGCCCUACGGCUACAGCGCCGACAGCGAGCCGGAGAGCUCGUCGGGCAGCGAGAUGGAUGACUCCCUGCGGCAGGCCAGCAAGCGUCUGCGACGGCUGCUGCGCAACCGCCUGCCGCCGGACGUGGAGGAGGAGCCUUUUGUGAGCGCCGACGAGGGCGAGCUGGCGCCCCCGGACCCACAUUCGUACCGCGAGGACGACAACUACAUCUACAUUCGCUUUGAGGCCCUGUCAGAGGCCCAGACAGCUUCUCAACGCUUCCAGGAGAUGUUCACCGCGCAGGGGGUCCCCAUUGAGACCACCAUCCUGGAGGGGGGGCCACGCAAGUUGGAGCUGCGCAUCAUGAAGAUGGCCUACUCUCAGGAUGGAGCUGAGACGCCCACACAGGAGAAACAGCAGUCCGCCUUAAUGAUCGCGGCCCCGGUCUUCCUGACCGAGCUGCACAGCCAGGAUGUGCCCGACGGCUACCCGGUUAGCUUUGACUGCGUCGUCAUCGGCAAGCCACCGCCCACCGUGCGCUGGUUCAAAGACGGCAAGCUGCUGGAGGAGAACGACCACUACAUGAUCAACGAGGACCAAGAGGGCUGCCACCAGCUCAUCAUCACAUCCGUGCUGCCCUCCGACAUGGGCGUGUACCGCUGCAUGGCUGAGAACGGCAGCGGCAUCGCAUCUACCAAGGCCGAGCUCAGGGUCGAUGUGUCCUGCAGCUCUGACUAUGAUACCGCUGCUGAUGCAACAGAGACCUCCUCUUACAUCAGUGCCAAGGGCUACAUAUCCAGGGAAACGGAGGCUUUUGAGUCUGUGACAGAGGAGGAGCAACUUCCCCAGGUGGUUGACGAGCUGCGUGACGUUCACGUCAGCCCUGGUGCACCCAUUGCCAAGAUGCAAGUCAAGGUCAAAGGGUUCCCUCGACCCAGGGUGUACUGGUUCAAGGACGGGCAGCCCCUUCGGCCCUCGGACCGCAUUCUGGUAUCAGAGGAGAAGGGUCUGCACAGCCUAGAGAUUUUGGAAGUAACGCGGGAAGACUCCGGGGAGUACUCCUCCUACAUCAGCAAUGCUGCUGGUUCCGCCUACUCCUCCGCCAGACUGCUCGUACUGGGUCCUGGAGAGGUCUCUGAUGAUGCCGGGAAAAUCAAAGGAGCAAAGGAAACGCUGGUCCCCCCACGCUUUCUGGAGAGAUUCCCCAACAGGAAAGUGAAAAAGGGCGCCAGCAUCACCUUGUCUGUCAAAGUUGAAGGCUCCCCAGUGCCCCUCAUCACCUGGCUGAAGGAGGAGUCUGCUGAGGACGUGCUGUGGAUCAAGCCUGACACGCCCGGCUACAAGGUGGCCGGCUCCGACCGGCAGCACAGCCUCAUCCUGAUGGACGUGGGCACACAGCACACAGGCACAUAUACCUGCAUCGCUACAAACAGGGCCGGCCAGUCCAUCUGCUCUGCCCACCUAGAGGUGGACGAUGUGGCUCAAGUGGAGGUCCAUGUAGAGGAACACAAGCCCAAGCCCCUACAGGAGGCUCUUGGGAUCACUAUCAGUCCUCCUGAAGAUGAGGGCAGAGUUCAGGGCGAGGGCAAGUCACCGAGUGCCUUUUUGGGCCAAGUGGGUACAGAAGAGUUCCUGAUGAAACUCACCUCCCAGAUCACAGAGAUGGUAUCUGCCAAGAUUAGCCAAGCCUCUCUGCGUGUGCCGGGGGCUGACAGCGACGACGAGACAAAAACUCCGUCUGCCUCGCCCCACCAUGGCCGGUCCCGGCCCUCUUCCCUAAUUGUGGACUCCUCGUCGGAGUCUGAUGACGAUGAGUCCAGGGGAGAGAUGUUUGAUAUCUAUGUAGCCACAGCGGAUUAUAGCCCCACUGGAGCCAACCAGGAGACCAUCGCUCUGAAGGAAGGCCAGUACGUGGAAGUGCUGGACUGUGCACAUCCGCUCAAGUGGUUGGUUCGCACCAAGCCCACCAAAACCACGCCCUCUCGCCAGGGCUGGGUUUCCCCGGCGUACCUCGACAAGAAGCUAAAGGUGUCCCCUGACAGUGGGGAGGUUUCAGAGAUUGGUGGAGAAGAGGUGUCAGAGAGCGAGUACAAAAAGAGACUCUGCCAACUGAUCCAGGAGAUGAUCAGCAGUGAGGGAGAGUUUGUGAAGGAACUGGAGUUCUUUGUGUCCCACCAUCUGAAGCAUGUUGAGACUAGUCCUGACGCCCCGUCCUAUGUCAGCGGCCAGAAGGAGGCCAUCUUCCGAAACAUUGAAGACAUCAAGACCUUCCACAGCAGUUGUUUGUUGCCCAGUCUGAACGAGUGUGAUACCGACGACGAUGUGGCCUUGCGCUUCCUCCGAAAUGCAGAGGGCUUUGAAAAGUACCUCCUGUACCUGGUGGGACAACCAUUGGCUGAAGCCUCUAUUGCGGACAAGGCCGUCCAUCAUUACUUCAAAGAAUAUAAUGAGAAAGAUUUGGCAGAUGUUGACCCCUCUGAGGGUCCUGUGCUGAGUGUCAAUGGCUACUUACAGAGACCAUUGGAGAGGAUCCAGAGGUACAAAGCUUUGUUCAAGGAGCUGAUCAGGAACAAGGCCAGGAACGGGCAGAACUGCUGCCUUCUGGAGGAGGCCUACUCCAUCAUCUCCUCGCUUCCGCAGCGCUCGGACAAUACGCACCACGUCUCUCUGAUUGAGAACUAUCCCGCCACGCUCGAGGCCCUGGGAGAGCCUAUCAGACAGGGACCCUUCACCGUGUGGGAGGGCGCACCCGGAAUUAGGACAUCCUCCAGAGGACACCAUCGCCACGCCUUCCUCUUCAAACACUACGUCAUCAUCUGCAAGCUCAAGAGAGACACCAACGCGGACACCCAGGCUUAUGUCUUCAAAAACAUGAUGAAGUUGAACAACAUCGAUGUGAACGAGACCGUGGAGGGUGACGACCGGGCCUUUGAGAUCUGGCACGAGCGUGAGGACUCAGUGAGGAAGUACACGCUGCAGGCCCGGACGGUCAUCAUCAAGAACUCAUGGCUGAGGGACCUGAGGGACCUCCAGCAGCGCUACAGCCUGCCCGCCUGGAGUCCGCCUGACUUUGACGAGGUCCUGGCUGACUGCACGGCAGAGCUUGGGCAGACAGUGAAGCUGGCCUGCAAGGUCACGGGAACGCCCAAACCCGUCGCCACCUGGUACAAAGACGGGCGUCCGGUGGAGGCGGACCCCCACCACAUCAUCAUCGAGGACCCCGAUGGCUCCUGUACACUCAUCCUGGACAACAUGACGGCCGACGACUCCGGGCAGUACAUGUGCUUCGCCACCAGCUCUGCGGGAAAUGCCAGCACACUGGGCAAGAUCACCGUGCAGGUGCCACCUCGCUUUGUGAACAAGCUGCGGAAUGCCCCCUUCAUAUCCGGCGAGGAUGCCCAGUUUACCUGUACCAUCCAGAGCGCCCCCAACCCCAAGAUCAGAUGGUUCAAAGACGGUAAGCUGCUAACGGACCAGGAAAAGUACCAGACUUUCAGUGAGCUACGCAGUGGAGUUGUGGUCCUCGUCAUAAAGAAUCCUGGAGAGAAGGAUCUGGGACGUUAUGAGUGUGAGUUGUCCAAUCGGCUUGGCAGUGCCAGGAGUGCAGCUGAGCUGUGCCCACCAUCUGCCAUGGCAACAACUGGGGAGCAGGCCGUCACCAUUGAAGUCACAGAGCAGGAGACUAAAGUACCAAAGAAAACCAUCAUCAUAGAAGAAACUAUAACCACAGUGGUGAAGAACACGCGGAUGAAGCAUCGCAUGUCCCCGGGGCUGUCCCCCUCAAGGACCCCCACCCCUGAAGCCAUGUCGGCGGGUGCCAGGCAGAGGCGUCCCCUUUCCCGCUCCUACCAGGAGGUGGGCAAGAAGCCGAUCGUCCCCACAUUGUACGUUACAGAGGCGGCAGGGGCAACGGGUACGACCAUCAGGCUCGGGGAGAAGAAACCCAAGUGGGUGGAGGUGGAGGAAAUAAUCGAGUAUAAGGUCAACAAGUCUCCCAAGCUGCCCAGGAGGUCCGGAGUCUCGCCCCGGAGGGCACGCCGAGACGACCCCAACACCAACAACUCCAACAACAAGCUAGUGGAUCAGCCCUGUCCCGGAGCCUCCCCCCAGGGAGAUGGAUUCAGCGACAUUCAGCCAUUGCCUUGGGAAGAUGAGCAAGUGACCUCGCUGGACCUUGAGGAGGGGACACUAGAAGAUACAGCGGGGGUGGAGAGAGAAGCCAUCCCACCCACAGCAGCUGCAGUUGGCCAGACUCUUGUCUUCAGCUUCAAAAGUCCAGCUGAGUCUAAGUUUGAGUCACCGGACCAAGUGCCGACCCCAGUGGACAGAGAAGAACUGGGCUGGCCAGAAGAGGAAGUGGUCAUUAUCGAAGAGCCCGAGGAUGAAGACCUCAACUGCAAAGACCUGAAGAUUUUGACCAGGGAGGGCCGAGCUCUGACCCUAGAAGAUCUCGAGGACUACAUCCCAGGAGAAGGUGAGACAUACAGGUGCCCUGAGUAUGGCAGGCAGUCUUCAGCUGACAAGCCCUGUGAGAUCGCUGUACUGCAGAGGGAGAUAAAUGAGCCCACUGUCGGCAAGCCAGUGCUGCUGAACGUGGGUCGGCCCGUGGCCCCUAAACCCCGGCCUGGGUUCUUCAGCCGCUUCAAAGAGCACCUCUCCCACAGCUUGUUCACACCUUCAACCCAUCCUGGAGAGGAGCGACAAGUGCCCAUAUGUGUGAGUGGAGCACAUUUUCUCCGCCAACCAGCAGGGGCCGCCACCACUGUGUCUUGCGAUAGCCAGGCCAAGCUUGAGGUCAAGCCAUCGUACAGCAUGGAAGUUCAGAGAAGCACAGAGGGUGGGCAGCAGAGCUUCAAAACAGAAGUGUCAGCCCGCACCUUCAGCUACGCACCAGUGGGGGAGUCUGUCACUCUUCAGAUCAACAAGAAGGACAAGUACCAGCCAUCAAAGCCAUAAACAGCAAACAUGGAAAUAAUAUCUACUGCCUUGUGUGUCAAACAAAUACAACCCGAAAGAGACCUGAAAUAGCCCUUUUAGUCUUAAAUGGGAACAUUUCUGUAAAUUUUACUUAAAUGUAAAGGCAUAUGCAAAACGUUCUUUUACUGUAAAUUACAGAUCAUUCCAUAUUGAUGCAAAGAAGCUGGAAAUUAGAUUUGGCCUUUUCCUCCUGUUCAUUUCCUUCUCUUCUUUUAACUGUAGGUCAAAAGGUGUACUAUGAAAGUUAUAUCUUAUAUAGUAUUUUAACAACACAAAAAAUAUUUUAUAUAACAUUUUGUGGAUAAUAGCACCAGUUAAUCCAAUACAUAUCCAAUAUAUAUCUGCCACAUUUUUGAGAGCCCAUGCAAAAAUAUACUGUAAAAAUGCAGUAGAAAUGCUGACAUUAUAUUUUCUAAAUGUUAUCCGUUCGCUUAAUGAAGAGGUGACAGUUGUGCCUCGAAAUCUCAGAAAAGUGUGAAAAAAGCAGGAGAAAGCGAAGUCAUGCUAAAAGAUUUGUUUGUGAAGUUGGAGGUAUUAUAUAUGCAGUAUCCUUCCAGGUAAGACUAAUGUAAAACGCAAACAUGUUUUUCUUACAUAUUUAUUAUAAAAAAGGUCAAAGAAUAAAAACCUAGCCUUUUAGGCACCAAGUUGUUCUAAGUAUGUAAGAAUUGUUUUUGAAAAUGUUGGCUAAGAAUGUCAAGAACAAUACAGUGUGGGCAGUCAGAAAUACUAAAUCGACAUGGUGCAAAGACCAAACUGUUGAGGGUAUUGUUCUAUGUGAAAGAAAAGAAUGUUUGAAACGAAGAAUUGUCAAAGGCUCUGUGUGAUGUUUCAGAGUUUUGCGUUUUGAUACGAAUAUUGUAUCAAAACCUGUUGAUUUUACUGAAGUGUAACAUAUGAAGAUUGACACACUGAUAUUUAAUUGAGAUACACAUUCACUGGAUAUAACUUCUUUCUCCAUCAAAUCUCAGUGGAAGGUUUCUGAAUCACCUCAUGUGUAGUACAAAAGUGUACUUACUACUCAACCUAGUUGGGCAAUGUUGUUUUUGCCAUCAGAACACUUGAUACCUCUAAUUCCUCCACUUGUAGUAUGGAGUGACUGAGCCCUUUGGCUUGAGACAUGAAGCUUGAGAUCUGUGUUUGCUUCAAGUUAUUUAGCAACAGCAAUUACACACAGCCAGGCCAUGUCACCAUUUAUUCUCGCACUGAUUAAUUGAUUCGGUAGACUGCCAUCUUUUCUAGUUAGAUCUUUAAACUAUUGAAUUUCUACUGUUUGGGUAAGAUAGGAUCCUCCCCUCUGCAAAUUUUACGGUGGAUUAUUUUUUAAGUAGUCAGUACUAUAAAACAAAGAAACAA